AUGGUCAUGGAUGAUGAUCAUAGACAAUGGUUAUGGAUGAUGCUCAUGGACGAUUCUUAUGAAGUCGAAGGUACACCCCCCUCUCUUUCCUUUCGUAUUGCCGACUCUAGGGUUUCGAUGGCAGAGCUUCACGAUGAUGUCCUUCCGAAUAUACUGAAAAGAUUGAAUGUGAGGGAUCUAAUCCGAUGCAAAAGUGUAUGUAAGUCUUGGGAAAAUUUGAUCUCCGACUCUGGUUUCAUUAAAUUCCAUAUGAACUAUAGUUACCAAAAUGAUUACAAAAACAAUGAUAUAGAUAGGAGGAUUGUUAUGUCAAGGGUCUCUUAUCGCAACGGGUCGCGUGUUUGUGAUGUUGAUGACAGAUUAUUUGAUGAUCGUGAUUGUCAUCUUCUUGGUUCUUCCAAUGGACUUGUAUGCAUCUCUUCUUUUGCUUCUCAACUUGUAGUAGCCAAUCCCUCAACUAGAGAGGUUCAAAAACUACAAGAGCCUCAAAUUCUUGAUACCAAGCAUUUAUGUUGGGGUUUUGGCUAUGAUUCAUCUACCGAUGAUUACAAGGUUGUAUUAGGGUUCCGUAAACGUGUUGGUUGGACAUGUUUUCAAGUGUUAAGUUUGAAAUCAAAUGUUUGGAAACUAAUUGGAGAUGUAAAGUAUUCGUUUCAUAGUAGGAUUGGUAUCUUAUGCAAUGGGGCACUUCAUUGGAUUAUGAAAGAUUCUUCAUCUCCAAAUAAGAAGAGAGUCAUUGCUUCGUUUCAGCUAUCUGAAGAAAAAUUGAACAAAAUUUCCGAACCUGAUGAUGAGCGAUAUGAAUCUGGUGUUGCUAGCUGCCCAAAUAUGAGUUUAGGUAUUAUCGAAGAUUGUUUAUGCAUAUCUCCUUGUGAUGGGUUUAAUGAUAACUUAUGGAUGCUGAAGAACUACAAUGGAAAGCUGUCUUGGGAAAUGUUUGAAAAGGGCUGUGAUAUGAACUUAGCUUUACAAUGCUUGAAAGAGCAGGAACAUUACGUUCCUAACAAGAGAACUUUGUGUCGUGAUAUGCUGUUCUACAAGACUAAGGAAUAUAUUUGUGCCCCUAUCUAUAUGGAGAGUCUUGUAUCUCCCUAUGUUAAUGGGAGGCCAAAGAGAAAGACACAAGAGAGUAAUAGCUAG
Lactuca saligna is the source of this 1140-nucleotide messenger RNA. NCBI's taxonomy places the organism in Eukaryota, Viridiplantae, Streptophyta, Magnoliopsida, Asterales, Asteraceae. The record is from the annotation of a GenBank genome assembly.